CAUUGUUUAUCCUGCUCAACCAAUGAGAAGAGAUAGAACCCCUCUACAUGGCUGAAAUCGUCUGGAGGUUAAAGAGACCCGACAGUCACCUACCAUCACGCACACAGGAUUGAGCCAAGAGGACAACAGGACUAGCAACGGACAUCCUCUGACCUGUCUGUGAUUUUCUUCAGCUCUUCGCCAACUUCUACAGGGAACUAUGAUGGUUGGCCAACAGAGACUUCUCCUCACCGUGGCAACCUGCCUAUUUCUCCUAGCAACCCUAUGCCCCACCUUAGAGGCACGUCGUGGUGGGAGCUUCGGACGUAGUGGCGGUGGGGGGUGGGGAGGUAGUAGACGUGGAGGUAGCGGUUACCCUCGUCAAGGUGGAGGCACGGGAUACCGACCAAUGCCAUCCUCGAGCGGACCGGCAUACCGACCAAUGCCUGCCCAGAGUGGAGGCUCCAGUGUGGGGAAGAUGGCAGGGGCUGCUGCUGCUGGUGCCGUGGGGGGAGCAAUGCUGGGCAGUGCCCUGAGUCGUCCUGGCUAUGGAGGAGGAUAUGGGGGGUAUGGAGGUGGUUAUGGGGGGGGUUAUGGAGGCUAUGGAGGAGGCUAUGGGGGCUACCCCAGAGGUGGAGGGUAUGGCCCCAGGCCUGGUGGCUAUGAGGGACCAGAGGGCUCUGGGGAUAUGGAGUACUACUAUGGAGCAUCCAGCGGGCCCAUCUAUAACAGCAUCAUCGUCAUCAUUGGGUCACUAAUGUCACUGGUGAUGGGGCACUGGAUGGGAGUGAUGUAGAGAAAACAGAAAGAGAGGGAUGGAGUUACAACUAAAGAUAGACCAAGACCAUGUGUAUAUAAAGACUCUUUGAGACCAAGACUAGACUCUGACCCCAGACCAAGACCAAGACCAUGUGUAUAUAAAGACUCUUCAGACCAAGACUAGACUCUGACCCCAGACCCAGACCAAGACCAUGUGUAUAUAAAGACUCUUUGAGACCAAGACUAGACUCUGACCCCAGACCCAGACCAAGACCAUGUGUAUAUAAAGACUCUUCAGACCAAGACUAGACUCUGACCCCAGACUCAGACCAAGACCAUGUGUAUAUAAAGACUCUUUGAGACCAAGACUAGACUCUGACCCCAGACCCAGACCAAGACCAUGUGUAUAUAAAGACUCUUUGAGACCAAGACUAGACUCUGACCCCAGACCCAGACCAAGACCAUGUGUAUAUAAAGACUCUUCAGACCAAGACUAGACUCUGACCCCAGACCCAGACCAAGACCAUGUGUAUAUAAAGACUCUUUGAGACCAAGACUAGACUCUGACCCCAGACCCAGACCAAGACCAUGUGUAUAUAAAGACUCUUGAGACCAAGACUAGACUCUGACCCCAGACCCAGACCAAGACCAUGUGUAUAUAAAGACUCUUUGAGACCAAGACUAGACUCUGACCCCAGACCCAGACCAAGACCAUGUGUAUAUAAAGACUCUUGAGACUAAGACUAGACUCUGACCCCAGACCCAGACCAAGACCUUGGGUAUUGAGUCCCAAACCAUGACUGAACACUAAUCUCACAGGUUGUGAUUCCAUCUAAUUAGAUUUGCAGGUGUAGUGGAGCAAAUACACUUCCUGUAUAGCUCCCUGAUCCAGAAACACACUGAUGCAGAUUAUUUGUCAACUAACUAUUUGCACAACAUUUGUUUUCUGAGACAUACUUAAACAACAUACAAAUAUCUAGUGUGAUAAUUGACCUUCCAGUCGAGCACUCACUACCUCAAUUACACAUGAUUUACUUUAUAUUUUCUUUACCAUGGUUGCUAUCAACACUUUAAUAUUGCCAUGCUGUGGACAUACAGUAUAAAGGUCAAUCUUUAUUUGAAAUAGUCCCGUUAAAACAGGUUGAACUUAUUUCAACACCUGGUAGAACACUGGCAGCGUUUGGAUUUGGAUUUGUAAAUUCUGUAUAUUGUACAAUUCUAUGAAUUUGAUUUUGUUUCCAUUAUUUUUCUUACUUUAUUAAAUAGGCUGUGUGUGUGGUGGAGUGUAUAAAUUCUAGUAUGAUCCAAAAAGUUUUUGUUUUGGUGUCAUUUGAUGUAUUUUUCCUGUGGGGUUAUUCCAAUAAAGACAUGAGAGACA
This is a messenger RNA of Oncorhynchus gorbuscha (pink salmon), 2116 nucleotides long. RefSeq names its product glycine-rich cell wall structural protein-like. NCBI's taxonomy places the organism in Eukaryota, Metazoa, Chordata, Actinopteri, Salmoniformes, Salmonidae. The coding region runs from base 200 to 775 and encodes 191 amino acids. The transcript is spliced from 2 exons. The record is from RefSeq and is a predicted model, not a curated record.